This is a messenger RNA of Austrofundulus limnaeus, 2702 nucleotides long. RefSeq names its product cyclin L1a (gene ccnl1a). The record is from RefSeq and is a predicted model, not a curated record. Bases 161 to 1783 code for a protein of 540 amino acids. Gene Ontology annotation, molecular function: cyclin-dependent protein serine/threonine kinase regulator activity. Gene Ontology annotation, biological process: regulation of transcription by RNA polymerase II. Lineage: Eukaryota; Metazoa; Chordata; Actinopteri; Cyprinodontiformes; Rivulidae. The transcript is spliced from 10 exons.
UGUUGCGAAACUAUUUUACCAUCGCGGAUGUGCACAUACGUUUGCGUCUCCACCAUAAGGCGGUGACGUAACGUGCUUUGUCACCGUCGCUCCCUGCUCCGCCGUCGUUCAGGACGAGGUUGCCGGAGCUGUAGCUGCUGGUGUUGUGUGUCUGCCGAACAUGGCCGCAGGUCCUAUGUCUGUCUCUUCUAAUGCCUCCGCUACCAACGAUGGUAUUCUCAUUGGCGACAAAGUUUACUCUGAAGUGUACCUUACGAUAGACAACUCGCUGAUACCGGAGGAAAGGUUGUCUCCGACACCGUCUAUGCUCGACGGCCUCGACCUGAACACAGAAACCGACCUCCGUAUCCUUGGAUGUGAGAUYAUUCAGUCGGCGGGUAUUCUUCUCCGUUUGCCCCAGGUCGCAAUGGCAACUGGGCAGGUUCUUUUCCAUCGGUUCUUCUACUCCAAAUCCUUCGUCAAGCACAGUUUUGAGAUUGUCGCUAUGGCUUGUAUCAACUUAGCCUCCAAGAUUGAAGAAGCACCACGACGAAUAAGAGAUGUCAUCAACGUUUUUCAUCACUUGAGGCAGAUUAGAGGCAAAAAGGCUCCAAAUCCAUUGAUACUUGAUCAGAACUACAUAAAUACCAAAAACCAAGUCAUCAAAGCAGAACGACGAGUCUUGAAGGAGCUGGGCUUCUGUGUGCACGUCAAGCAUCCACACAAGAUCAUCGUUAUGUACCUCCAAUUCCUGGAAUGUGAAAAGAACCAGACACUGGUCCAGACUGCCUGGAACUACAUGAAUGAUAGCUUGAGCACGAACGUGUUUGUGAGGUUCCAAGCCGAAACCAUCGCCUGUGCCUGCAUAUUCCUCGCUGCCCGUGCUCUGCAGCUACCUCUUCCAACCAGACCUCAUUGGUACCUGCUGUUUGGAGCCAGUGAAGAGGAGAUUAAGGAAAUCUGCAUCACUACACUCAAACUCUACACCAGAAAGAAGCCUAACUAUGAGCAGUUAGAGAAGGAAGUGGAGCGACGGAAAGUGUUCUUGGCAGAUGCGAAGCUAAAGGCCAAAGGUCUGAACCCUGACGGUACCCCUGCACUGUCCUGUCUGGGUGGCUUCUCUCCUGCCUCCAAACCCUGCUCCCCCAAUGUAGUGAAGGUGGAAGAGAAGAGCCCCAAUCAGCAGGCCAUCAAACUGGUGAAGAAGGAGCCAGAAAACCGCACUCAGGUCAAGAGUCCACAUAACGGCUUGAGAAAGGAGGUGAAGAUUGGGAGGAACAGUAGAAGUGGAAGUGGUUCUCGUUCAAGAACGCGGUCACGAUCGAGAUCCCGCUCCCCUCACAGACAUUACAACAGCAGACGCAGCCGCUCAGGAACGUACAGCUCGCGAUCACGCUCGCGUUCUCACAGCCGCAGCCCCUCGCCGCGACGACAUCCACCUUCGCCCCUCCUCCCCCACCUCAAGGCCAAGGCCACCCACCACAGCAACAGCGACUCAAAGCUGAGCGGACGCCACAGUAACAGCGGGGGCGGGGGCUCUGGUCACAAGAGGAAGCGCUCUCGCUCACGGUCCCGCACUCCUGUCAAAGUGGACCGAGACAGGGACAGAGAGAGGGACCGGGAGAGGGACAGAGAGCGCAGCUCCUACGAUAUCUCUUCAAAGAAACACAAGCACGAGCGAGGAGGAGGACACCGGGACAGGAGGGACAGGGAGAGGUCCCGGUCCUACGACAGGGAGCGCAGCCACAAGAGUAAACACCACGGCAGCAGUGGACACUCAGGACACAGUCGCCACCGGCGCUGAGACACGAGCAGACCAGUCCUGGGGCUGAUGAUGGUCAAGUUUCAGUUUGCACAGAUUAAAAUCAAGUCCGGUGUGUUCUCUGAAUCAUGGAGAUACCAACGUUCAUCAGAAAUCUUCAGCCCAGGACAGAGAGAACACGCCACACUUGGUUUUUCUUUGGAGGGCUAUGUUACAUCUACCACUCCUGCUUAGUUUGUAUUUUCAGCUUUUCAUUUGUUUCCCAAAUAUGUCCAUUAAAACACUUAAAUAUGAUUUUGAACCCAAAUUUAUUAAACUAAUAGCAUUUAUUUCACCCAGUGAAGACAAUUAGAACUCCUUAAUUUACCAGACUCGUACACGCAACUUCUAAAAAUAUUUAAAUUUGUGUUGAACUUUCUGUCUUUAGCAGCACUUCAUUAUGGCUUGUUAAAGUGAUCAGUUAUAUUUACUGUUAAAAUUGAGUCUAUUCCUAAUAAGGAGGGUGGCAGCAGAGUAACAUCAGCCCCAGGCUGGAGGACCCACAUCUGGCCUACUGUGUUUCUGGUUUUCUCUGUAAAGUUACAAACUUAUUUACAAUGUAAAGGAUUGAGGACCACUGACAACAUGUGAAUGCUUUGAUUUAUAAAAGCAAAUUGUUCAGUGGAAUGAUCUAAAUAAGGAAAUGUAAAAAAAAAACUGUUCAGGAAAGAUCAAUAUGUUUGCACAUUAAGAGGCUGACAGGUAGUUUUUCUUUUUUGUUCCUUUUUUUCCCUAUUUGACAGGUUUAUGUUUUAAUGAGUGGUUCUCUUUGUUUUUUUUUUUUUUUUUUUUUGCCAUUUUCCAGCAGGAAAAGCAAAUGUAAUACAAAUAUAUUUUAGAGUUGUAAAUUUGUUACGAUGGUUUUUAUUCUGCACGUCUUCAUGUCCAAUUUUUAUUCAUUAAUAAAUAAGUUGAAGCCGUU